Molecule: messenger RNA, 1520 nt
Organism: Andrographis paniculata
Lineage: Eukaryota; Viridiplantae; Streptophyta; Magnoliopsida; Lamiales; Acanthaceae
Exons: 2
Coding region: 480-1262 (260 amino acids)
Source: RefSeq, a predicted model, not a curated record
UCAAUUUGAUUUUGUAGAGAAUAACUUGGCAGAUUUUCUCUACAUCUGUUUUCCUUUUCAAUUUCUUCCGCUUUGAAUAUUUCCUCUCGUUGUUUGGUCAUCAACAGCUGUUCCUUCCGAAGGAGGUAUCAUUCAAAUUUGCGUGCAGGUUAGGCGACUAUUGGCGCCGUUGAUUUUUCAGUGUUGCAAUUAAGUUUGUUUAACGGUGUUUAAAUUGUUUGAUUUUUGUUCAUUUAGUUUGGUGUUUUUGGAAUCCAGCAACUGGAGGUUGAAUUGAUUUGUUGAUUUUUGGAUUGUUGCAGUUAAGUCUGUUUAACGGUGUUCGAAUUGUUUGAUUUUUGUUCAUUUGGUUUGGUGUUUUUGGAAUCCAGCAACUGGAGGCUGAAUUGAUUUGUUGAUUUUUGGAUUGUUGCAGUAUUUUCCGAAUCCAGCAACUGAAGGUUGAAUUGAUUGGUUCAUUUGUUGGUUUGGAUAUUGCCAUGGCGAUUGAGGUUUUCUCCGACGAUUCUGGUAGCCCUAGGAUCUCCUUUUCGUACGAUCUUCCCGGAUCCGACGCCGCCGCGCCGUCCGGCGAAGAGUUCGUCCGUACGAGCUCCUCGUCGUCGUCCUCCGCCUCUUUCUCCUCCGUCGAUUUCGAUUUCUGCGUUUCGCGAGGAAGUUUUGACCUAGAAUCGUCCUCCGCUGAUGAGCUCUUCUCCGAUGGGAAGAUCCUACCGGUAGAAAUCAAGCGAAGAAUCCUACCGCCUAGAACAUCUAAGGAGGAUCCACGGCUUGCGCCUCCACGUCGUCCUCCGGCGGCUCCGAUAGUACGCCGAUCGUAUCCUCCUCCUCCUCCAAAAGCGAAAAACUCCAGCGACGACGAGACGAAGCUUCCAGAAGCGGCGGAGAAGUGUAAGUCGUCGUUCUGGCGGUUCAAGCGAAGCUCAAGCUUCAACUGCGGCGGCGGCGGAGGAUCUCUCUGUCCAUUGCCGCUGCUGUCGAGAAGCAGCUCGACUGGCUCAACCGCCGGCGGCAAGCGCUCGUCGUCAAUGGCGCAGAGUUUCCCGACGAACAGUUCAUCAAACAGUCGGCCGAAGAAACCCCAAUCCGCCUGGCCGCCGCCGUUGAAGCGGAACAACAGCCAUGGAUAUCACACCAGCAACAACAGGAUGAAAUUGAUUCAUCCAGUUCUGCUCAACGUUCCUCCGGCGAAUCUCUUCGGCUUCGGCUCCAUUUUCUCCAUCGGAAAGGAUAAGAACAAGAAGAAAGUAUUAAUUAAUUAAAUCAAAUUGACUGUGAACUCUUUUCCGAUUCCUUCAUUCUCUAAAGGAUUUUGAAAUUUUGAAAGGGCAACAGUCACUCGUACUCAGUCUGAAUCAGGCCGAAGGCGGCUGCUUAUUACCCGACCCGAUCCGACCCGUCAUGUUCAAAUUCCUAGUCUGACGGGUUAAGUUAAUGUUGAACUUGAUAAUCGUUGUGUUAAAUAAAUACUCCUAUUAUAUAUUUAUGAGGUAGGUUGGGUAUCUUCAUAUGAAAAAUAA